Molecule: messenger RNA, 1167 nt
Organism: Telopea speciosissima
Lineage: Eukaryota; Viridiplantae; Streptophyta; Magnoliopsida; Proteales; Proteaceae
Product: pentatricopeptide repeat-containing protein At2g33760-like
Exons: 3
Coding region: 1-1167 (388 amino acids)
Biological process (GO): RNA modification
Molecular function (GO): RNA binding; protein binding
Source: RefSeq, a predicted model, not a curated record
AUGGUGAAGAGGAAUGUAGUUAAGGCAGGGGAGUUUAGAUUCUUUGAUGGGUGUUGUGGUUGGGAGAAGGAUCAGUUGAAGGAGGAGAUUAGAGCUGGUUAUUGGACAGUGGCAGCUUGUAGCCCAACUAUAAUUGGGCUUAUUGUUGUUGGGAAUUAUAUUCAUACACAAGUCUUGGGGAAACGUCUUUCUCCUCAUGGACCGAGCUUGUUGCAAUCAUGCAUUCUCACCAACACAAUCCCUCUAUAUUUUUCUUUGAUAGAAUCUUGUUCGUCCAUUAAGAAUCUAAACACUCUGAGAAAAAUCCACGCUCAAAUCGUGACCGUGGGAAUCUCUUACCAUGACUUCAUCAGAGCGAAGCUCGUGUCUUCCUACGCCGCUUGUGCACAAAUGCACGAAGCCGCCCUCAUCUUCUCCCGCACCAAUCGUCAAUCCACCUUCCUCUACAAUUCCAUGAUCAGAGGCUACGCUUCUCUCAACCUCUUCCGUCAAGCCCUCUCCGUAUACCGUCAGAUGCUCCGUGCGGGCAAACAACACGACCGGCGAACGUUACCCUCUGUCCUCAAAUGCUGCGCCGGCCUCUCGGCACUCCACCUCGGUAGGCAGGUCCACAUGGCCGUUUUAGUCCACGGGUUCACCGACGACUUGGCCACCUCCAACAUGUUGGUGACGAUGUACUCCAAGUGCGGUGACCUGAGGAUCGCCCGCCAGGUAUUCGACGAAUUGACGGAGAGAAACUCGGUUACGUGGUCAGCCAUGAUAGCUGGGUACGGUACGCACGGGUGCUGCGCUGAGGCUGAGGCUGUGCGGUUGUUCGAGGAGAUGCUAGAUGUGGGAGAGUCGCCUGACGCCGUUACCUUCACAACGGUAUUGACGGCGUGCAGUCAUGGAGGGUUGACGGAAUUGGGACGGAAUUUGUUUGAGAAGAUGGAGGAGGGGAAGUUUGGAGUGGAGCUCGGGUUAGAGCAUUACACGUGUAUGGUAGAUAUGUUGGGUAGGGCGGGACAUGAUAGGGUUUUGGUUGGGGAAUUGCUCUUUCGAGGGAGCUACCUCCUAGAAGAAAGACGAGAGAAGAGAAACUUGAAUAUUGAGGACAGAUUGUCUCCUGUGCCUGAUGCUCCUUCUUGCCGAGAUGGGCAUGGACUGCGUGACUGUUGGAACCGCUGA